Cotesia glomerata is the source of this 1343-nucleotide messenger RNA. RefSeq lists its product as uncharacterized. Gene Ontology annotation, cellular component: synaptonemal complex. Lineage: Eukaryota; Metazoa; Arthropoda; Insecta; Hymenoptera; Braconidae. Gene Ontology annotation, biological process: protein sumoylation; homologous chromosome pairing at meiosis; reciprocal meiotic recombination. The transcript is spliced from 6 exons. Bases 491 to 1276 code for a protein of 261 amino acids. The record is from RefSeq and is a predicted model, not a curated record. Gene Ontology annotation, molecular function: SUMO transferase activity.
UUUAACAUAAAAUUUUGUGUAGAUGUUUUUUUUACAUAAAAUUUAUGUUAAUUCUACACAAACGGUUUGUAUUGAUCAAUCCAUCCAUUUUUUAACACACUCAAGUGUUAAUUCAAAGUAAAACUACACUUUUUUAAUGUUACUGGCCAACCAACACAAAAUUUAUGUUAAAGAAUUCUUCAUAUAUAGUCACGUAUGCCACACAAGAUAGACAUUUAAAUGUGAUAGCCUCAACGUCAUUUUAAUUUGGUGGAUUUUGAUUUGUAUCAUUACGUAAAGUACUUAAAUGCAGCUAAUAAAUAUACAAUUGUAGUGUAUAGCAAUUAAAAACUAAGUAGAGAUCAACCGAAUUUUUGUACUACAAUCACUGUCCUUGGUUUGAAAUUUGUAUCUAGGACAUACAGGUGUUUCGAUUAUUGUCUUGUAGCUGAUCAUCAAUAAUGAAGGUACACAAUAAAUUUAUUUAUUUAUACGUAUUCAAGUAAAAUUGAUGAAUACAAUUGUUCUUUAUUGUUAUAAAAUUGAAGAUAUGGAAUCUCCGGAAUUUUUUUGUAACAAAUGUGUACUCCCGAUGGAUGGUAGUGGUCCAACAUUCUCAUUUACUCAGUGUGGACAUAUUUAUUGUCAUAAAUGCAUCGCUAGAGUCGGAAACCAUUGUCCAACCUGUAAUACCACUGGGAUCCAAUCAAUGCCAUUAGUGGCACCUUUACCACCAUCUAUUUCCAAUUUGUUUGUUCCUUUAUCUCAACUUAAUGAACAAUUGGAAUCGCUUUCGAAAUUGCAGAGCGAGCAAUGUGCGAUUACAAACAAGAGCUUUGAAAAAUCGUAUACAAAAUUCGAAUUAUUGAAAAAAGGUUAUUGGGAAAAUCGCAAACGUGUUGAACGAGAGAAGAAAGAACUACAAAUAUUGCAAGAAAAAUAUGAUAAUUUGAAAGCAAGGGAAAUGUAUGCUUCUCACCAAAGUACUUCGGCUAACAACGCACAAGUUUUUAAUUUUUCAAAUGUUGAUAAUUCAUAUCAGCAUCAAAUCAAUUCUAGUUCUGCUACAAUAUCUACACGUAAUUUACCUCAACAACCCAUGCCACGUCACCGUAACCAUCGAGAUCACAAUGACUCAAAAUAUCUUUAUCCUGGAUACAAUACUACUCCAGAUUCAGGACAUAGCAUAAUAACGUCAGCGUAUCGAGGAUCAACUACUGAUACAUCAGAUAUUCCGGAGAAUAUUUUUCGUAAUCCAAGGAUAACUAAAGCACCAAGAUCCAAAAAAUCGACUUAAAAUUGAUUAUUAAAAUAAUUUAAAUUGAUUAAUAUUUAUUUUUUCAUUCAGUUACUUUUUAUAUUAA